CUGCUUUCCCCCAGUCUGCUUCGGAUUGUUGUCUCCCGCACCCCACGUUCUCAGCCAGCGGGACCUCGGUGGUGUGGACUGGGGGAGGAGCUGUUCCUUGUACCCACCGUCCCACCUGCCCCUCUAGCCCUCCCCCAGCAAUCGCGGAGAGAUGAGAACUAACGACUAGAGACCCAGAAAGGUGAGGUUUCCUCAGGCGCGGAGAUCCUCAAAACCAGUGAUCCUCAUGUUGGUGCCAGGAGAGCCUCCAAGGUGGGGAAACUGAGGCUUAAAAAAGGACGUUGGCCAAGGUCACCAAGCAGGACCAAGCACAGAUCUGCUCUGCAGGAGACUACCGGCCUGUGACUGACACCAGCAGUUGACUGGAUCCCACACGGGGCUCUAGUCCUGGAUCCUCCAGUCCUGGAUCCUCCUCGGGGCCCCACCACUCAGCUUGCAGGGCAGGAGCCAAGGUCUGUCUCAUGUCCCCAGGGGCAGUGAGGAGGAGACAGAUGACCCAGGGCCUGCUGGUCACAUGGCUGCAGGACACUGUGUACAUGCGUUUUCAAAUCCACAUGCCGAUGAGUGUGCAUGACCACCUACGUGUGCCGGGACUGUGAGCUGGCAAGGAAGGGCAUAAGCCUGGAGGCAGGUGUGGCCAAGUGUGAAGGCCCUUGAGUUGGGAGUGGCAUGCACACAUGGAUGGGCACAGAUAUGUGUGCACAGCCAUCCCAGCAAGAACAGAGCAGCAGUGGUUCGCCAACUCCAGAGACUCACUCUGUCCUCCCAAGAGGUGCAGAGUUGCUGCCCUGCCCAAGACCAGGGCUCCUGGAGGCCUCUCUUCUCAACACGCACGCCCUGGCUGGAUCUGCUCUCUGACACCGGCUACCUCUUGCCACCCACGUUCAGCACCAGGGAGAGCGCCCAGUACGGCUUUGGCAGGCCUUGAGCUGAAAGGAAGUGGUGUAGGACCCGGGAGAGCCUGCCAAGACAGCCUGAACCAGGGACCAGAGGAAGCCAAACUUGAGGAAGGGUGCACCAAGACCACCCUCCUCCUCAGCGCCCCUGCUGCUGGAAGCCGGGCAGGCCUGGGACUGUCCCCCCAGAAUCUGAUGCUCCCUGGACAGUACAGGGCAUCCUCAACUUGCCCCACACUGCUGAGUCCCCAGAAAAUUGUUGACCACGUCUGGGUAACUCAGGGACAGGACUCCUGGCCUGUGUGGAUAGAGCGGUUUUCCUCUGAGGCUAAGUGCAGGAUGAGCCCAGGCAUGGGAGGCAAUGGGGCUCAAAACAACUGGGGAAGUCAUAAGGGCCCUGAGUCCAUUCCUUCCCAUCGUACAAACAAGCAGAACACAUGGGACCCUCUGGGCCUCCCGUGACGCCUCAGGUGAGGACCCAGGCGGGUGCUGUCGCCGCCAUUGGGCUGUUGUAUACAGUGUCCAGGUCUCCUGGGACUGCGCAAGGAUUAAAGCUUGAUGGACAAAAGGCUGCUCGACACAGUGGCGCAGGCCUGUAAUCCCAGCACUCAGGAGGCAGAGGCAGGCAGAUCUCUGUGAG
Messenger RNA from Microtus ochrogaster (prairie vole), 1536 nucleotides. Its product is annotated as translation initiation factor IF-2-like. The transcript has 4 exons. The record is from RefSeq and is a predicted model, not a curated record. The coding region runs from base 678 to 1358 and encodes 226 amino acids. Lineage: Eukaryota; Metazoa; Chordata; Mammalia; Rodentia; Cricetidae.